Molecule: messenger RNA, 891 nt
Organism: Brugia pahangi
Lineage: Eukaryota; Metazoa; Nematoda; Chromadorea; Rhabditida; Onchocercidae
Source: the annotation of a GenBank genome assembly
AUGUUUGUAAUUAAUGAAUUUUCAAUGCUAUUUCACUUAUUUCUUUUUCAAUUCUUAUUUUACUCAAAUUCUGUUCAAGAAAAUUUAAUCCUGAAAUCUCAACAUAACAUACGACAUUUACGACACAUUCAAAGUCAUCGUUUCAUUCAGAGAAUUCAACAAGAACGGAAUGUAAUUACUGAUAUUUCAUCAAAGUAUCCAAUGCAUAUCCUUUUUCCGGUUCCUAUUAAACGUGGUGAGCUUACAAAGAAUCCGUUUGGUAUUACGAUGGAUUUAGUGCGACCAGUUGUGGACAUAGCUCUGGAAAAAGUAUACCACAACAAAUUGCUACCAAAAGGUUCCUUACGGUUGCAUUUCAAGGACACUCGCUUAUCAGAUGCACACGGUCCUAAUGUUGCAAUCAGUCAAUUGGUGACAGCUAAACUAGACUGUAUUAUUGGAUAUGUUUUUGUUAAUGCCUUAAAAUCGGUAGCCCGAAUGUCACCGUAUUGGAAAAGUGCUACAAAUAAUGGUAUUCCGGUAAUUACAACAGUUGGCCUAACAAGCAACUUGGAUAACAGACAGGAAUAUAAAUUGUUAACUCGUAUUAUUAGUCCAUAUAAAAUACUUACUAAAGCAAUUCGCAUGAUUUUUGAUCGGAUGAAUUGGCUUACAGUUGCAUAUAUUUUUCAUGAACAGCGAUACGGUAGUUCUAAAAUCAGUAAUGUACCGUAUGGUGAAUGCUACCUGCAAGUAGCAUCACUUCAGGUACGGUACUAUCAAAUGGAUUAUAAUUAUUUUAUGUUCAAUGAAUUAAAAUUCAAUCAUAUGCAAAUGUUCGACAUUUUAAUGAAAGCAAGCAAAUUAGCUAAUGGUUUGUCGUUUUUUUUUUUUUUUACAAUUAUAUUUUAA